Leptosia nina is the source of this 1107-nucleotide messenger RNA. NCBI's taxonomy places the organism in Eukaryota, Metazoa, Arthropoda, Insecta, Lepidoptera, Pieridae. The record is from the annotation of a GenBank genome assembly.
AUGGGUCAUUUAAAGGGAGUUUUAUCUAACUGUGAGUAUGGCAAUUUAAGGCAGAAAUUGGAGGAGAUCUUCAAAUUGAUGCUGGUGUUGUGGUGUCGACAGUGUGAAGUGAAUAGGCUUGUUGCACCAGAACCAUGCGAAAGUGAUAAAACUGUAGUAGUACGUCGGGGCAAUGAAGAAUUUGGAUUCAGGAUCCAUGGCAGCAAACCCGUGGUUGUGUCAGCGAUCGAACCCGAUACCCCGGCGGAAUCAUCAGGUCUGGAAGUUGGGGACAUCAUCAUAUCUGUAAAUGGAAUCAAUGUUUUGGAUAAGACUCACUCGGAGGUGGUGAAAAUAGCUCAUUCCGGCUCAGAAAUUCUCGAAUUAGAUGUUGCCAGAACCUGCGAGGUGGUGGCAUCUCUUGCUCAUGAAGGUGGUCCAGCCGCGUUGUACUCCGGGUACUUGUGGCGAGCUGCACCACUAAGGCCACACCAUCCUCCCAGAUGGACGAGGAGGUGGUUCGUCUUGAAACGGGAUAAUUGCCUUUAUUACUACAAAACAGAUUCUAGCAUCCAUCCAGUAGGAGCCCUCAUGCUCGUUAACUAUCAGCUAACAGAAGAGGACGCAGGGAAACCACAUGGUUUCCGACUGCAGCGCGGUGGUGGAACCAGGUUGCAACUUGCAGCGGACACUUCAGAAGCUGCCGCGAGAUGGCGCGCUGUUCUAGCUCAUGCUAUAGAUGCCAGUGACCAGCGGGACGGCUGGCUUGAAAUGACGAUAAGAAACAUGAAAUUACCGCCAUCUUCAAUACCUCGACCAGACUGCUUCGGUUACUUGAUGAAGCUGGGGUCAAAGUGGAAAUCAUGGGCCAAACGAUACUGCGUCCUCAAGGAUGCUUGCCUCUACUUUUACAAUGAUGGGAACAGCAAGAGCGCUUUUGGAAUGGCUUGUCUUCACGGAUACCGUGUUCAAACAUGCGCAGCUGGUGGGAAAAAGUAUGCAUUUGAGGUUAUGCCCACAGAGCCAAAACAACGCCACUUUUACUUCCAUACAGAAUCCGAAAUGGAUAAGAAACGGUGGAUGGCAGCUCUAGAAUAUUCUAUAGACAGGUGGAUGAAGGCCGGUUGA